Manacus vitellinus (golden-collared manakin) is the source of this 3460-nucleotide messenger RNA. RefSeq names its product TAO kinase 3 (gene TAOK3). The record is from RefSeq and is a predicted model, not a curated record. The transcript is spliced from 21 exons. Gene Ontology annotation, biological process: protein phosphorylation; execution phase of apoptosis. Lineage: Eukaryota; Metazoa; Chordata; Aves; Passeriformes; Pipridae. The coding region runs from base 211 to 2907 and encodes 898 amino acids. Gene Ontology annotation, molecular function: protein kinase activity; ATP binding.
GCAAAGGAUGUACCAGUAUUUGAGAUGAAAUAAGAGAGCUGGGGGGGCCGGGAGCACGGGACGAUGCUGCUGAAAGGAAUGUGAGCCACGGAGCAUGUUUGGUGCCACAGUUACCCAGGUGCUGAAUGCUGCCUGCAAACUGCUUUGUCCAUGAGGGGAGAAACUGAGUGGGAAUUGAGAGCACGAAGGAGCCCGUAACACACUUCCAACAUGCGCAAAGGGGUGCCAAAGGACCCAGAAAUAGCUGACCUGUUCUACAAAGAUGACCCGGAGGAAAUAUUCGUGGGUCUGCACGAAAUCGGACAUGGAAGUUUUGGAGCAGUUUACUUUGCUACAAAUUCCCACACUAAUGAGGUGGUGGCAGUCAAGAAGAUGUCCUAUAGUGGAAAGCAAACGAAUGAGAAAUGGCAGGAUAUCAUCAAAGAAGUCAAGUUUCUGCAACAGCUGAAGCACCCCAACACCAUAGAGUACAAGGGCUGUUAUCUGAAAGAGCACACGGCAUGGUUGGUUAUGGAGUACUGUUUAGGAUCAGCUUCUGAUUUGCUAGAGGUUCACAAGAAGCCACUUCAGGAAGUGGAGAUUGCUGCCAUCACCCAUGGUGCCUUGCAGGGGCUGGCCUACCUGCACUCUCACUGUAAGAUCCACAGGGAUAUUAAAGCUGGAAAUAUUCUCCUAACAGAACCAGGUCAAGUGAAACUCGCUGAUUUUGGGUCUGCAUCUAUAGUCUCCCCUGCCAACUCUUUUGUGGGAACGCCUUACUGGAUGGCACCAGAGGUGAUCCUUGCUAUGGACGAGGGGCAGUACGAUGGGAAGGUGGAUGUCUGGUCCCUUGGAAUCACGUGUAUCGAGUUAGCUGAGAGGAAGCCUCCACUUUUCAACAUGAAUGCAAUGAGUGCCUUAUAUCACAUAGCCCAGAACGAUUCCCCUACGUUACAAUCAAAUGAAUGGACAGACUCCUUUAGGGGAUUUGUUGAUUACUGCUUACAGAAAAUACCUCAGGAAAGGCCAUCAUCAACAGAUUUGUUACGGCACGACUUUGUCCGCCGAGACCGACCCCCCCGGGUGCUCAUAGACCUCAUCCAAAGGACAAAGGAUGCAGUGAGGGAGCUGGAUAACCUGCAGUACCGGAAAAUGAAGAAAAUCCUCUUCCAGGAGACACGGAAUGGCCCUCUGAACGAGUCUCAGGAGGAGGAGGAGGACAGUGAGCAUGGAUCAAACCUGAGUAGGAAGAUGGACAGUCUGGGCAGCAACCAUUCCAUCCCCAGCAUGUCUGUGAGCACGGGCAGCCAGAGCAGCAGUGUGAGCAGCAUGCAGGAGGUCCUGGAUGAGAGCAGCCCUGAGCUGGUCAUGAUGCAUAGUGACGAGAGCACCCUUAAUUCCAGUUCCUCCGUUGUUCACAAGAAGGAUCAUGUAUUUAUAAGGGAUGAGGUGGGCCACAGGGAUCGCAGGCCUGAGGUGCGGCCUACCCAGUCAGUGCAGAAUCAGGCCCUCCACUACCGGAACCGAGAGCGCUUUGCCACAAUCAAAUCAGCAUCUUUGGUUACAAGACAGAUCCAUGAGCAUGAGCAGGAGAACGAGUUGCGGGAACAGAUGUCAGGAUAUAAGCGGAUGCGGCGCCAGCACCAGAAGCAGCUGAUCGCCCUGGAAAACAAGUUGAAGGCCGAGAUGGACGAGCACCGCCUCAAGCUGCAGAAGGAGGUGGAGACACACGCCAACAACUCGUCCAUCGAGCUGGAGAAGCUGGCCAAGAAGCAGGUGGCUGUGAUGGACAAGGAGGCAAAGGCAGCUGCAGCAGAUGAAAAGAAAUUCCAGCAACAGAUUUUGGCUCAGCAAAAGAAAGACCUGGCGACCUUUUUAGAAAGUCAGAAGAAACAAUACAAGCUUUGCAAGGAAAAGAUUAAAGAGGAAAUGAACGAGGACCACAGCACGCCCAAGAAAGAGAAGCAAGAAAGAAUAUCCAAACACAAAGAGAACCUGCAGCACACACAGGCUGAAGAGGAGGCCCAACUUCUCAGCCAGCAGAGACUCUACUACGACAAAAACUGCCGUUCCUUCAAGAGGAAAACGAUGAUCAAGAGGCACGAGAUGGAGCAGCAGAACAUUCGGGAAGAGCUGAACAAGAAGCGGACGCAGAAGGAGAUGGAGCACGCGAUGCUGAUCCGGCACGACGAGUCCACGCGCGAGCUGGAGUACCGGCAGCUGCACACGCUGCAGAAGCUGCGCAUGGACCUGAUCCGGCUGCAGCACCAGACUGAGCUCGAGAACCAGCUGGAGUACAACAAGAGGCGGGAGCGGGAGCUGCACAGGAAGCAUUUCAUGGAGCUCCGGCAGCAACCAAAGAACCUGAAGGCUAUGGAAAUGCAGAUCAAAAAGCAGUUCCAGGACACAUGCAAAGUGCAAACUAAGCAGUACAAAGCACUGAAGAAUCACCAGCUGGAAGUAACUCCAAAGAGUGAGCACAAGACAAUUCUGAAGAGCCUGAAGGACGAGCAGACGCGGAAGCUCGCCAUCCUGGCCGAGCAGUACGAGCAGAGCAUCAACGAGAUGAUGGCCUCGCAGGCGCUACGGCUGGACGAGGCCCAGGAAGCGGAAUGCCAAGCCCUGAGACUGCAACUCCAGCAGGAGAUGGAGCUGCUCAACGCGUACCAGAGCAAAAUUAAGAUGCAGACAGAAGCACAGCACGAAAGGGAACUCCAGAAGCUGGAGCAACGGGUGUCGCUGCGCAGGGCACACCUGGAACAAAAGAUCGAAGAGGAGCUCGCCGCCCUCCAGAAGGAACGCAGCGAGAGGAUCAAGUUUCUGUUGGAAAAGCAGGAGCGAGAGAUUGAGACGUUUGACAUGGAGAGCUUGCGAAUGGGCUUUGGGAAUUUGGUCACAUUAGAGUAUCCCAAGGAGGACUAUAGAUGAUGAGGUUAAAUUUCUUUGCCAUUUAAAAAAACAAAACCGGUAAAAAGCAAACCAAGUAAGGAUAAAACUUGCAAACCCAACAUUCCCCAUGUUGACGGGCGUGCUCUCUCUCUUUCUGUCUCUCUUACUGACAUCGUGUCGGACCAGUGCCUGUAUAUUCUUACUCCAUCAGGGGCCCCUUUCCCCCGUCACGUCCCGGUGCAGGACAGCUCCUGGCAAGUCUUUUCCAUAGUAUGUCACAGUAUUGAUGUCUCUGUGCAAUGAUUAAAAAUGUUUCAGUGAAAACUUUGGAGACAAUUUUAAUGGAGAAAAAAAAAAAACAAAAAAAACACAAAAAAAAACUCAAGUGGAUGUAUGUUGCUUUUGAGCAAUCACUCAUUUUACCACCAAUCAAUGAAAGUAAAAGCAAAAAAAAAUAUUAAUAAUUAAAAGAUAUCUACGAUCCCAGGGGGAGAGAGACUGAAUCCGCAGCCUUACCUUAACUAGCUGCUGCAUAAUUUUAUUUUAUUUUUAUUUUUUUGGUAUUUAUUCAUCAGGAAUAAUUAAAUAAUAA